Molecule: messenger RNA, 1746 nt
Organism: Talaromyces marneffei
Lineage: Eukaryota; Fungi; Ascomycota; Eurotiomycetes; Eurotiales; Trichocomaceae
Exons: 4
Coding region: 1-1746 (581 amino acids)
Biological process (GO): transmembrane transport
Molecular function (GO): transmembrane transporter activity
Source: RefSeq, a predicted model, not a curated record
AUGACUACGGCCACCAACCAGUACGAGACUUCUAGCACGACCACAUCGACAGCAACUGAUAUUCACAUGGAUAAACUGAACGAAAAAUAUAACGAAAAUAUGGAGUCUUCAAUAGAGGACGAAAAAAUCCAAAAAGAUGAUCUCGAAAAGGAUACCGGCAAAGAUGCAACGGCAGACCAACAAGCCGAACCUGAAUAUCCCGACCUGUUUAAAGCUGUUUUGAUAGUCGUCUCUCUCUUCAUCACCGUCUUCCUAGUGGCGCUAGAUCAGACCAUCAUUGGAACAGCUAUUCCCAAGAUUACCGACCAGUUUCACUCGGUCCAGGACGUUGGCUGGUACGGCAGUGCAUACUUUUUGACGUCUACAGCUUUGCAGCCUACAUAUGGCCGUAUAUACAAAAUCAUGAAUGUCAAAUGGGCUUUCCUUGCCGCCAUUUUUGUGUUUGAGCUGGGCUCUUUGAUAUGUGGUGUCGCUCCCAACAGCUCGACUCUGAUCGGUGGUAGGGCUAUUGCAGGGUGUGGUGUUGCCGGCAUCUUCUCCGGAGCAUUGGUCAUUCUCAGUUUCUCUAUUCCCCUUCGGCAACGGCCGAUGGUGUUUGGUCUUUUUGGCGCAGUCUGGGGUGUGGCAUCCGUCGUCGGACCCUUACUGGGAGGAGCGUUCACCGAUCAUAUUUCAUGGAGGUGGUGUUUUUACAUCAACUUACCGAUCGGAGGCGUCGCCGCGGCCAUUGUUGUUCUGAUUCUUCACCUCCCUGCCAGAAAGAACGACAAGACUCAAACAUGGUCUCAGACACUACUAGAGCUUGAUCUUGUCGGCGCGGCACUCAUCAUUCCCGCCAUUGUGUGCCUUCUGCUAGCACUUCAAUGGGGCGGCAACAAAUAUCCCUGGAGCGACUCACGAAUAAUCGGCCUCUUCGUCGGAUUCGGCUUGAUUGCGAUUUUGUUCGGCAUCUCUCAAUGGAAACUUGGAGAUCAAGCGACUUUGCCGCCCAGGAUUCUUAAGAAGCGGACCGUAUGGUCAGUAUCCAUCUUUGCGGUCUCCUUCGGUGGAGCAUUCUUUCUCUUCAUGUAUUAUCUACCCAUAUACUUUCAAUCGGUCAAAGACCACUCGGCCACCAAGUCGGGUAUCGAUUUGCUGCCUAUUCUGCUCGCAACGGUGAUUUCAUCCGUCUUUUUCGGCGGCCUAAUCACCGCCGUGGGUUACUAUACGCCAUUCCUAAUCCUCAGCACGGUACUUUUCUGUAUCGGAAGUGGACUGUUGACGACGUACAGUACGACUAUAUCAACACCAAAAUGGAUCGGAUAUCAAAUCCUUGCUGGAGCUGGUGUCGGGGCAGGAUUCCAGGUCCCCAUGACCGCCGUUCAGACAAUUCUGUCCCAAGAAGAUAUACCCAUUGGAUCUGCCGCGGUAAUGUUCUUCCAGAAUCUAGGUGGUGCUUUGUUCAUUUCAGUUGGUCAGUCAGUUUUUCAGAAUGGGCUCUCUAGCUACAUGCAGUCACACGUACAAGACAUUGAGCCUAGCGUCAUCAUCAGUGCAGGAGCAACUGCCAUAAGAGAUGUUCUUUCAAAGAUUGGCAAACUGGAUGAAUUGCCAGCUGUCGUGGAGGCCUACAUGGCGGGUUUGGUGAAUGCUUAUCGAGUCAGCUUGGCCUUGACAUGCGUUGCGUUGGUUGCUACUCUUUUCGUGGAGUGGAAGAGCGUGAAAGAUAAUGGAAAGGAAGGGUCCGAGCCAGCUAUUGCUGUUUAA